GAUACAUAUAUUUAUAUAUAUAAGUAAAGUAUAAUAUUCGAUGGAGGAUCAAGAACUGGCAAAGUCGUCGAUUCAGAUUGUUACUGAUCCACAACAAGGAGAUGGUGAUUUCGGCAAGAAAUCACCGCCAUCCAUUUUCACCAGGCUCCAUGCAGGCUAUUUCAGAAUAAGUCUCUCUUUUGGGGGUCAAGUGUUGCUAUGGAAAACCCUAAGUGAACAUGUAUACGAAACACAAGCUAUUCAUUUCAUUUUACAUAUUCAUACCUUCCCUUCAAUGGCUUUUCUUCUACUCUGGUGGCUUUCCUUGUGUAUUCUCAUUCUUCUUUCUGUUCUCUACAUUUUUAAGUGCAUUUUUUAUUUCAAUCUGGUGAAAGCAGAGUUCCUGCACCAUGUUGGUGUUAACUAUCAUUUCACUCCAUGGAUUUCAUGGCUUGUUUUCCUCCAGACAGGGCCAUUUGUGAAUGAAAAUGAUGCUCCUUAUCAUAUUCUGUUGUGGGUUUUUGUUGUUCCUGUGGUGCUUCUUGAUCUUAAGAUUUAUGGACAGUGGUUUACCACGGAAAAGCGGUUUCUGUCGAUGGUGGCGAAUCCUACGAGCCAGAUAUCAGUUAUAGGGAAUUUGGUGGGUGCAUGGACUGCAGCUAGAAUGGGAUGGAAAGAGAGUGCUGUUUGCAUAUUCACACUCGGUAUGGCUCAUUAUUUGGUGGUGUUUAUCACGCUUUAUCAGCGAUUAUCGGGGGCUAAUCGUUUCCCGGCAAUGCUUCGGCCAGUCUUCUUUUUGUUUGUAGCCGCACCAAGCAUGGGGAGCUUGGCUUGGAGCUCCAUUUCUGGCAGUUUUGAUAUGCCAUGCAAAAUGCUCUUCUUUCUCGCGCUAUUUCUCUUCUCAUCAUUGAUAUGUCGGCCAGCACUUUUCAAGAAAUCAAUGAAGAAGUUCAAUAUAACAUGGUGGGCAUACUCAUUUCCCUUGACUUUCCUUGCACUUGCCUCAGCAGAAUAUGCACAACAGGUUAAAGGUGUUGUAGCAUCUGCAAUAAUGCUCAUCAUUUCAGCCAUCUCAGUUUUGGUUUUCCUUGGAAUCUUGAUCAUUACUGCUGUCAACACCGAUUCGCUUUUGUGCGAAAACGAUCCUUGUCUAGGUUUUAUGGACAACAACUAUAAAACCUAGAACAGGUGAAUCGACCAGUCGAGUAUGUGGAAUAUAUCGAAAUAUAACAGAGUGUGCAUAUUUUCACUCUACCAUCUAUAAUAUCUAACAAAGUACUUUGUUAUUACCAAUAUUUUACUUUUAGCAGUGGAAGCUGACAGUUAAAAAGAACAGACAUAUUACUGGUUAAAGCAAGGUAGUUAAACUCAACAUCAGGGGAAAAGUAAAAAAGAAUAAUUAGCCAUUAAUCCAAUAAUUAAAAGUAAUAUAAUUAUUAAUUACAAUGAACUUAUUAAUUAUUCAAAAGGGUGCUGCUUUCCAGUGUGCAAUUGCGAUCAAUAGCACUACGUAUAUAUAAUUGGAGCCUCAAUCCUGAUAUGCAAGUCCAACAACACAUUUCAGCUUCGCAAUAUUUAUAUAUAUACAGCAAAAACAUCUCUCCCAUUCUUAAGUUCUAAGCAAUUCAAAGGAAAAUUUGCAGGGAAAGUUCGCAAUUUAUGACCAUUAUAACAAGUUGGUCUCGGCUAAGAAAUUACAUCACAUAACCACUGAGACGAUGUUCAUCUUUUAAAUCUGGGUUUCAAACUUCUGGGAUGAAUACAAAACACUGAGACGAUGAACUCGAAAUACACGUCAUUAAUAAUAUUCGAAUUCUGGUUAUAUUUCUUGCUUCUAUUAGAUCAUGGUUUCCUUUCAGCAAAGAAUUAAUUAAUUGCUAUCUUUCCUAUCUCUGAUUCUGUUGAUAGAAAUUUACUAUUAAUUAUUUGCAUGAAUAAAGCUUGUACCUAGUCAUUAGAAAGUUAGUUAUUUUCUACAUAGUUUUUAGGAUAGUCCUACUUUAUCGGGUUGUUAGUAGAUUUUUUGUUAAUUUAGUUGGGCCCUAUGGCUAUAAAUAGCCCACUCUGUAAAGGUUUUCAAUGCAUUCAGUUUUCUCAUUUUUUUUAAUUGGCUUUUGUUGUUUUCUUUAGCCCAUUUAAAGAAUGUAGUAGCUUUCUUUACUUACAAUAAUUUUUUUUUUUUGAGUGUCCAUUUAUUAUCAUUGGUAUCAGAGCGAGGUUAAAAUCACAAGAAUGUAACACACACGAGGGAGUGUUUUAAAGCAACAACUUACUUCUUUCCACUUGUGUGAUAAAUUUCUUUCAUAGCUUCUGAGAAUUUUGUACAGCUUGCAAUGUUAUGCUUUGAUUGUCACUAUCACCAUUGGAGCAUGCUCAUAAAAAACUUCUUGAGGUUCAAAUAUUACUAGAUGGUUGUUGAUUCUAGAGUAGCAGAACCAACAACAGGAGUUGUGUUGAUAGAUGCUCUAAAGACAGAGCAAGAAGGGCUGAAAUUGAAAGAUCUUAAGGCAAAGAACUACAUGUUCCAAGCCAUUGAUCACUCAAUUCUGGAAACCAUUCUUAAAAAAGCUACUGGCAAGUAGAUUUGGGAUUCCAUGAAGAAAAAGAAUCAAGGGAAUGCAAGGGCCAAACGGAUGCAGCUUCAAGCACUUCGUGGUGAAUUUGAAACUCUACAAAUGAAGGAGGGAGAAUCUGUUUCAGAUUACUUCUCAAGGACAAUGGCAAUCGCUAAUAAGAUGCGGAUACAUGGUGAUACAUUGGAAGAUGUGACUAUUGUUGGAAAUAUAUUUUGCUCCAUGACAACAAAAUUCAAUUAUGUUGUUUGCUCUAUUGAGGAAUCAAAUGAUAUUGAUGAUCUUUCUCAUGAUGAGUUACAAAGUGCUUUGUUGGUUUAUUAGCAGAAGAUGCAUCGACAAGAUAAGAAGGAGCAAGCAUUACAAGCCUCAACUAAUAAUUAUUUUUCAACAUCAAAAAGAGGAGAUCAAGGAUGAGGAAAGGGCCGAGUCAACAAUUAUGGUAGAUACUCCUAUAAAUUUUUGGAAGAUAGUUAGUUUUCUAAUACUCUAAGAAGAGGGAGAGGUCAUGACAACAAUAUUUCAACAUACUCUAAAUCAAAGUCAACAAACAAAACAAGAGUUGAAUGCUACAGUGUCACAAAUAUGGCCAUUACAACCCAAAAUGUCAAACCAAUAUCAACAAUUAUGAUGGUAAGCAAUCCCAUUUUGUAGAGAAGGAAGACGAAGUGUCUUUCUUAAUGGCCUUUCAUGUGAAGGAGGAAAACUAUAAGAAUUUGUCGUACUUAGAUACAGGUUGCAGUAACCAUAAAUGUAGA
Molecule: messenger RNA, 3310 nt
Organism: Olea europaea var. sylvestris
Lineage: Eukaryota; Viridiplantae; Streptophyta; Magnoliopsida; Lamiales; Oleaceae
Product: S-type anion channel SLAH1-like
Exons: 2
Coding region: 41-1162 (373 amino acids)
Biological process (GO): intracellular monoatomic ion homeostasis; transmembrane transport
Cellular component (GO): membrane
Molecular function (GO): voltage-gated monoatomic anion channel activity
Source: RefSeq, a predicted model, not a curated record